This is a messenger RNA of Desarmillaria tabescens, 1375 nucleotides long. Its product is annotated as armadillo-type protein. NCBI's taxonomy places the organism in Eukaryota, Fungi, Basidiomycota, Agaricomycetes, Agaricales, Physalacriaceae. The transcript is spliced from 4 exons. The record is from RefSeq and is a predicted model, not a curated record. The coding region runs from base 398 to 1141 and encodes 247 amino acids.
CUUGUCCGUUCCCAACACCUUUAGCGCCAGCUGGAACGAAGCCUCGCUCUCUAUCGGUACCAACCCUAACAAGGAAUCAUACUACUAGACCAUCAAGCCUGUGCAUGUGAUCGAGAGAUGCCAUAUAAAGGAAGACUGUCUGCAGGAAUACCAAGAAUCAACAUCUCCUCCUCUUUUACGAUCUGGAUCUUGGCGGGCCAUGACAUCCACCGUACAGUCGACGCAGGCCGAUGUCUUGUCGCAGAUUUUCCAAGGACUGAAGAGUAAGAGUCAUGAAGUACGACUGGAAUCUUCUGUCAACUUGCGUCGAUAUGUUGCCACUACUGUUGCCGAAAUGACAUCUGAUGCUGCAGCCAAGCUAUGAGACGACAACAUCAAUCGAAGGCUUUUCGAUCUCAUGCAUAGCCAGAAUACAACGGAAAUUUUUGGUGGAAUCUUGGCUAUAGAUCACCUCCUUGAAAUUACUAGCGGGGAAACCAUUGAGUCCAAGCGCAACUUAUUUCGAUUCUACAACUAUGUCAAGCAUCUCCUUCCCCACUCAGACGUCAACCUCAUGUUAGUGGCGUCCAAGACCCUAGGACAGAUAGCACAUAUUGGCAGUUCUGCUUUUGGAUGCCGGUUUGUGGAUUAUGAAGUUCCCGCUGCAAUCGAACUGAUGCAGCCGGAGAAACAGGAAUCACCUCGAUACGCCGGCGUCUUAAUCCUGAAGGAGCUCGCUCGAAACAGCCCCGGAUAUUUCCAUUCUCACAUAAGCCUUGUGUUCGAAAACAUGGUCGUCGCUCUGCGAGAUCAGCGCAUUAUUGUCAGGGAGGGCGCUGCCGAACUGCUGGCAGCUUGCUUAGAAAUUGUCGUACAGCGGGAGCGUCAAAGUCGGAACACCUAUCUGAACGGAAUUUUAACGGAGGCUCAGGCAGGAUUGAGGAUGCCACAACCAGAGAUCAUACAUGGCUCGCUACUUACGUACAGCGAACUUUUUUUGCAUGCUGGGAUGUUUAUGAAGGAAACUUCUAUGGAUACGACGGAGGAAAUUCUCCGAUUCCGAACCCAUCGAGACAGUCUCGUUCGCAAACAAGUUAUUGCGAUGAUACCAUCUCUAGCCGCCUAUGAUACGCAAACUUUCAAGGAUAAUUAUCUCCGCUAAAUCCGGGAAAAGCUACUAUUCCGUUACAGGAGUUGUAAUUUGUCAUAGUGAUAUCGUCGCCUCGCAAUGGCUGACAAGGCCUUAUAUUUUGGCCGUCAUCCUUAUUUCAGAUCAUGUUUUCACUGCGAGCCUUGUGGUGGGUUAUAUGGGUAUGGUAAUAUUUCUGGUGCAUUGUUAUACUUGUGUAAGCAUUCCUGUUCUAAUAUACUUUCUAAAUACAUGUUGCAAGCAGGA